This is a messenger RNA of Benincasa hispida (wax gourd), 1645 nucleotides long. RefSeq names its product CAX interacting protein 4 (gene CXIP4). Gene Ontology annotation, molecular function: zinc ion binding; nucleic acid binding. NCBI's taxonomy places the organism in Eukaryota, Viridiplantae, Streptophyta, Magnoliopsida, Cucurbitales, Cucurbitaceae. The record is from RefSeq and is a predicted model, not a curated record.
AAAGAGAAGGAAGGUUUUUUUUCAUUAGGGUAGUAAUCAAAACUUUCCAUCUCUCUCUCUCUCGAAACUACCAGCGCCAAAACUCACAGAAUCCCCUCGUUUGUCCAAUCGGAAGGUUCUUCUUCGUCUCUUUCUUUCUCCGGCGGCCACCGCACGCCGGAAUCCUAGGCUUGUAUUUGCGUUCGGUGUCGAUUUUAUCUAAUCACGGUGUCGUACUAAACAUCAAGAUCUCGAAUUGGAACUAGGGCAUAAUUGGGGAUUUUGUUCCGUCUUCAAACUACAGGCCUUAUACCUCUCAGUAGUUUUCUUUUCUCAAGUGUUUGAUCCUUAAGCCUCAAGAUGCCAGCCACAGCCGGAAGAGUUCGCAUGCCUGCGAACAAUAGGGUACACAGUAGUGCUGCCCUACAGACACAUGGUAUAUGGCAAAGUGCAAUUGGAUAUGACCCAUAUGCACCAAACAAGGAUGAUAACAAGAAUUCUGCACAACAAAACACAACUAGCACUGAGCCAGAUGCAGAGAAUGCAUAUGCUAGCUUUCAGGGUCUUCUUGCACUUGCUCGCAUAACUGGUUCUAAUGCCAAUGAGGUUCGUGGUGCUUGCAAGAGAUGUGGACGUGUUGGGCACCUUAGUUUUCAGUGCAGGAAUUUCUUGAGUGUGAAGAAUGAGAAGGAGAAAGACCCAGAAGCUAUUCAGGCUGAUGUUAUGUCAGAACUAGAUAAAUUAAAAGGAGGUAAAGGAAAUGGGAAAGGUGUAGUUGAGAGUGAGGAGAGUGAGGAGGAAGAGAGUGAAAGUUCUGAUUCAGAUGCUGACUCAGAAAUUGAGAGGAUUAUUGCUGAAAGGGAAGGGAAAAGAAAUAGUAAGAAAAGGUCAUUGAAAAGAAAGGAUGAUUCAGUUGAUGAUAGAUCGGGAUCAGAUUCAAGAGAGAAGAAGAGGGGGAGGUCAAAAAGGAGGAGCAGAAGAGAUCCUAAUGAUUCAGAUGACAGCAGAAGGAAGAGGAGAAAGGAGAAGCACAGGAAGAGAGACGAUUCAUCAGAUGAGGAUGAAAAACAUAGGCGACAUCAUAGGAAGAGUAGAAAAGAGAAAAGAAGGAGAAGAAGCCAUAGAUAUUCUGAUGACUCAGAUUCUGAUACAUCUGAGGAAACCCAUGGAAGGCGCAAACACAAGAGUAGGAAGGCUGCAUCGUUAACUGAUUCUGAAGCUAGCAGCUCUGAUGACACAAGGGGCAGGGCAAGGAAGCGUUCUGAAAAGAGAAGCAGGAAACAUCGCUAUGAGGAUGAAUAGACCAAGCAUAAUGAUGGGAGAUAAGAUGGAUAUCAUGAUCCUUUCUGGUAGCCGUGGAUUUACCAAUAAUAAACUCAGCCAUGGUUGGCUCUAGACACAACCACGGCUGAAAUUUAUUGUGGUAUUGCAUUCAUUUAUAAGGUCCAGAAUUUUCUUGUGCCUUUCUCAUUGUGUAUAUCAUGUUAUUUCAAAUCAAAAUGUGAAAAGAAUUAUGAAACACUGAAUAGUUUGUUCGGGAGGCUGAAGGGAACACAAUUUCUUUCCAAACAAGCAUGCUGUAUGUUGACAUUUUCUAAGUUCUGAAUGGGAUUUGGAAUGUAUAAUUUUAUUGCAUCCAAUUGCUAUCUAUCUGAUCCCACGAUAA